ACUUUACAGGAAGUUCCUUCGUUUAGAAUUAUAGCUCCACAAAAUAUUUGCAAACAAGAUUCUAAUGCUACAGCUCUGAAGCUACCCGAUGGCAUAACUGUUAGUUUUCAACCAAAGGAUGGCUUUAAGCUUUCAUACAAGUUUCGAAUAUUUUUUAAAACGAUAGGUCCAGAGAUUUUUACACAACGUGAAACAUUGAUUGUAUGGAAAGCAGUGAGAGCCCUUGAACAGCGGCUCAACACUAAAGAUCGAUUGACGAUUUCUAAGGAUAACAUGGUUUUCAUAAGUAAAGCUGAAGUUGUAGCCGGUGUAAGUUAUAUAUUCCAUGUUUAUGGUAUUACCGAUGCUGGAGAAACUACUAAAGAGCAAGUGUUCACCAUUCAAUAUUCUAAUGGAGUUUUUCAAAAUGAAAAUGUUCCAGAAGGUAUAAAUUUAUUAUUGAUUGGAUCAGAAACAACAGUUGCGGCCUCCAAAUAUAGUUUACAUGCGAAAGUAUCAUUUUGUAAGCCAAAGUUCAAUUAUUUUAUACGUUGGAAAAUUCAUAACUUAGAUGAGGAAUUUCAAGAGUUGCAGCAUGUCACCGCCACUACACUUAAUAUACCAAAAAAUGUGUUUGAACCGGAAAGCAGCAUUUCCAUUGAAGCUCUCGUAUUGGAAGUGAAUAGCACAAGACUACUAGCCAAAGAUUCUAUUGAUAUCAACGUUGUUAGUAGAGGUCUUCAAACACACAUAAUUCCAUGUUCAGCGAAAAUCGGAGUAAAUAAGCCCUUAGCAUUUCAAUUAUUUAUAAGAGACUUUGAUAAUGAAAUGGAAAAUAUUGAAAUGUAUUGGGAAUAUUUUGAUAUGGACGAUGUUUCCGAAAUAUAUACCGAUAUACAACAAAGAGAUACGAAAUUUAUUGUUACUUUUCCAAAACCUGCCAGAUAUCAAGUGGUGGCUAAUAUAAAAUUCAAUGAAAAGAUCACUAAAGAAAUCGCUGAAGUUGAGGUUGUCUCCAAUAUAUUUUUAAGCUAUGACUUUUCGCAUGUACCUAAUCUCAAUCCCGCUACAAAUUCCUCAUUUCAUUUGAGUGUAUUAGUAACGGAUUUAAUUCCGGAAUGCAAAGCAGGUUGGACUUGUGCCCAAGAAGAAGGAUUUAAGUACAUUAAUCAGGAUGAUAUUGGCAAAGAUAACUUUGGGCACACUGAAGUUUCUAAUUUAGAAAAGAAUUUCUUGACAGAAAUAGCAGAUUUUGGAAAUUCUACAGUUAAUCGAGAAAUUGUUUUAAAGAUACCUGCUCCAAGUAUGGAUAAUACUCGAUGGAAAGGUUUACAAGGAGAUGUACGUUAUAAAUUUCGCUUAGAUGCAGUUUGUCCAAUGGCUUACAGUGAGGUGGAAACUUCAAAACAAUUGGUAACCAGUCAUUUUGAGUUUAUAAUUAAUACCAACUCUCCACCAGCAGCAGGAAAAAUUGAGAUCAGACCAUAUAAAGGAACAGCUUUAAGAACAGUAUUUCAAAUAAGUGCUUCCAGUGGUAAAGAUUUAUUACUGGAUUCUCCCAUCACUUAUGAAUUGUGUGGAAACUUUGAUGGUUCUACUAUUUGUUUUGGAGAAUAUCUGGAGUAUAAAUCAUGGGAUUCUGUAUUACCUUACACAAGUAGUCCGAUUAAAUUAUUUGUCAAAAUAUGUGAUGUUAGAGGGGCUUGUAAUAUAAUUUAUGGAGACCCAUUAUCUAUUGACUAUACUACAAUAACUGAUACGGAAUUCAACAUGCAAAAAGAAAUUGUAAAAUCGGCAUUUAUAAGAACAGAUUACGAGACUGCACAUAAUCUCAUAUUUAUGGCAGCACUUACAUAUAAGAAUGCUGAUCUGAAAAGAUAUAAUGAAUGGCGAGACUAUAUAAAAGAUAUUAUGCAUAAAGAAAUAAAUAAAUUGGUGGAACACCCGACUACACAAUUUUAUAUCUCCCAUAAUGAAAUUAUACAAUUUGUCUCAAGAGCCAAAAAUAAUUUGGAAUUACUUGAUUUAAAUGAUCCAUCGACUUUAGAAAAACUUCUGGAAGUUCUAGAUCAAAUAACUACAGUGAGUGCAAAUAAUGAUAUAGCAAGUCAACCCGAUGCGCAGGGAAAAAAUUUAGAAAUGUUGGAUAGAUAUAGAAGUUACUCCGGUGACCGAUACACAAAUAAUAAAGUAAAAACAAUUUCUGUGGAUUUGGCUUAUGUUGAAAUGAACUUGCAACUUAUACAAGAUAUACUCAAAUCAAGGAGUAGUAAUGGCUCUACGGAUAACAUAAAAGUUACUGAGAGAGUAAAUUCAUUGGUGGAGAAAAUGUGCUACAGUGAGCUAAUUCUUAAUGAGAACAUUAAAACAAAUUUUGCUAGUAUAAGCAUUUCUAAAAUGACAGGGAAUUAUCUAUUAAAAAAGGAAUUUUCUAUUUCUGCUAUUCAUACCAAAGAGGAAGGCUCAUUUAAGAUACGUCAAGCAAAUUUAAUAUCUGAAACAACUCCAUAUUGUGUGUCGAUAGUGCAAUAUACUGAAGAUUUUUUUACUAAUCAAAAUAACUACGUUAUUAACCUCGCCGUCUUUGACUUAAAAAUCCUAACGUCUGUAUUAGAUUGGAAGGCCAAUGAAGCACAUCAGGAACCGCAUACUCAUAGUUUACAAAUAAAAUUAGCGAAAUCUAAAUCAGAUGAAAAUAUUUGCCUCUCUAGAAGGAAUAGGAAUAGUGCUUGGGUAACAGACAAUUGCAAGGUUAAAGCUGUUAGUAUUCUACAUGUGUUCUGUAGUUGCUUCUACUUAGGAUACUUCAGACUCUCUGCUAUAAAAAACAAUCAUGACAAUGGAAUUAGCUUUCGUCCGAGUCCAACUAAGAAUAUUAUUAGUUUCCCUAAUGAUAAUCACAUCACACCGAACAUAUUUUUAUCAUCGACCAGUGAAGCAACCACACCAGCUCUCUUUACUAUGGCGGCAGUACCUUCACAAAAUAUUAGUAAUAUAGCUACCACAAUGUAUGUAACUCGACAAGAACUUCGAACUACAACACCAGCAAAUCAUAAAAUUGAUGCGGAUAUUGAGAAAGGAUAUAUAAAAACUGCUAAACCAAAUGAAUCGGUUAAAAAGGCUUCGCCUUUAAUUUACGCUAUACCAGUUGCAUUGCUUCUAAUCGUUGCAAUAGUCUUUGUCUUCCUGAUGAUUUUGUACCGUCGUCGACCUAAGAAAUCAAAUGCAUCCACAAUUCCUGGACUAAAUAUUCAAUUGGAAAGCAGACAACGCCAAGCUGGAAUCAAAUAUGCAACGAUCUAUGAUCAACAUUUAGUUCGUGGUAGCUUUUGAGAGUUUAGAUGGUUAAUAAUAUUUUUUAGUAUUAGAAAAAUAAUAUGUUUAACUAGAUUUUUUAUACCCUACAGUUAUUAAUUAUUAAUUUUUUUCCCCCCAA
Molecule: messenger RNA, 3415 nt
Organism: Teleopsis dalmanni
Lineage: Eukaryota; Metazoa; Arthropoda; Insecta; Diptera; Diopsidae
Exons: 17
Coding region: 274-3312 (1012 amino acids)
Source: RefSeq, a predicted model, not a curated record